Molecule: messenger RNA, 1629 nt
Organism: Equus caballus (horse)
Lineage: Eukaryota; Metazoa; Chordata; Mammalia; Perissodactyla; Equidae
Gene: RSPH9
Product: radial spoke head component 9
Biological process (GO): cilium movement involved in cell motility; motile cilium assembly; axoneme assembly
Cellular component (GO): axoneme
Source: RefSeq, a predicted model, not a curated record
CGUACGCCCAGGCUUUUCCGAAGGGCAGGGUAGGGAGAAGGGCCGGCCGGAGGCUCUGAGAGGGCUGGGCCGCAGGCCGUCAGGCGGGUGGAAUCCUGCUGCCCACCUGCCGGGAGGGCGGAGCUUCGGGUCUCCACGGACACGGCUUCUCCUAGCAACCUGGCGGGCGUUGAGCUGAGCCGCCGGGGCGAUGGACGCCGAGAGCCUCCUGCUGUCGCUGGAGCUGGCGUCCGGCAGUGGGCAGGGCCUCAGUCCGGACCGUCGGGCCUCACUGCUCACUUCCCUGAUGCUGGUUAAGCGCGACUACCGCUACGAUCGGGUCCUCUUCUGGGGCCGCAUCCUCGGCCUCGUCGCCGAUUACUACAUCGCGCAGGGCCUGAGUGAGGACCAGCUCGCACCGCGCAAGACACUCUACAGCCUGAACUGCAUGGAGUGGAGCCUCCUGCCCCCUGCCACAGACGAGAUGAUGGUGCAGACAUCCGUGGUGAAGGGCCGCUUCACGGGGGACCCCUCGCAUGAGUAUGAGCACACUGAGCUGCAGAAGGUGAACGACGGCGAGAAGGUCUUUGAAGAAGAAGUAGUGGUCCAGAUCAAGGAAGAGACCCGCUUGGUGUCCAUCAUUGACCAGAUUGACAAGGCUGUGUCUGUCAUUCCCCGUGGUGCCCUCUUUAAGACUCCUUUUGGACCCGUCCAUGUCAAUCGGACCUUUGAAGGACUGUCUUUGUCCCAAGCCAAGAAGCUCAGUUCCUACUUCCACUUCAGGGAGCCUGUUGAGCUGAAGAACAAGACCUUGCUUGAGAAGGCUGACCUGGACCCCUCCCUGGACUUCUUGGAUUCCUUGGAGCAUGACAUCCCCAAAGGGUGUGGCUGGACAGCUCUGCUUGGUGCUGACUUCUGAGCCUUCUCACACGCAGCUGGAUGCUCCAAGGUGGGUGGAUAAGGCCUUCCCUCCACAGUGCUGGGGGAUUAGGGGGGCUGACAUAAGAGUGCCUUUUUCCCUUGCAGUGUGAGAGGCAAGGAGGGGGCCAGACUAAAGCCAGGGCUAGAUGGGAUGUGGGGGCCCAGCAAAGUCUCCCUAAGGGAACCCCCUUAGCCCCAUCAGCCUUGCCAUUUGGAAUAAAGGGGACGCAAGAGGCAGCUCUCUCUGCAGCAGCGAUGUAAGAUAUGGAGCUUUAGGGUUUUCCCAAAGGAUGCUGGGGCCACACUGAUGUGUCUAGUCGGCAAGUAAAUUCAUCAGGCCGCUGGGAGGUACAGGAUCUGGGCCAGGGAGGUGGGUGAGUUUCAUUGGCCUGAGGCCUCAGACUUCUUGCCCUAAUGGUGGGCCUCAGGGCUCAAGGAUUAGCUGACGUUCGUAUCGCGGUUCACCCCAGCGUGUUGCUUUGUCCUCAGCGCUGAAGCCUUGGGAGCUGAGGGCUUCUGCCAUCUCCUAUGCAUGUGGGCCCAAGGGGAGGGAUGCUCCUGGCCUGACCUUGGGAAACCUUACAUGUUUUGGGCCUCCAGCCCCCUUCCUUCCAGAGCCACCACCAAAAAGCCUCCAGGAAGUCAGGCCGAGCUUUUUCACAUGAUUGCUUGGUGGGCCCAUGGUGUGAGGGUGGAGGUGUGGAUGGUCGGGGGAGAGCAGACACUCUG